ACAUGAAAUGAGGAGAAUGGGACAAGAAUCAGAUUACAAAACCCAGUUGGUAUUAGAUAUAUGCUCCAUUUCCACCCGUUCAGUUCAUUGUGUUCAUACACUUUUUUCUAAUGCACCUUUCAUUGAUUGGUAUUGCAUUCUUGGAGUGGAAGAAAAUGCAGGGGAAAGUACCAUUCGUAAAAAAUAUCAUAAACUUGCCUUGCAACUUCAUCCAGAUAAGAAUAAACACCCCAAAGCUGAAAUUGCAUUCAAGCUUGUCUCUGAGGCAUAUACAUGUCUAUCUGAUGCUGUAAAAAGAAAAGCUUUUAAUUUAGAAAGAAACAAAAGCUUCUGCAUUGAAUGCAACAGAAUUUCAUAUACAUCAAACAUUGUCACUACCAAUUCAAAUGGUUCAAGUUUCAAGGCAUGGAACAUUAUAAGCAAAUCAAUAUCUAGUAAAGUUAGAAGAAACAUUAAGGAUAUGAGAGAAAAAUUGAAGGAAGAAGCUAAGGUGAUUGAGAAUUGUUUGAGGAAAAAUUCAGUGUCAAAGAAGGAAUCUCCAAUUUACAAUCCAUCAAAGAAUCAUUUACAUGGAGGAAGGUGUCAACAUAGAGUUGAGAGAGAAAUUCCUGUUUUCAAUCCAUCAAAUUACAAAUACCAAAGUUACCCUCAUUCUAGGGACAAUGUUUACAAGAAUUCUAAGACGUGUUGGUAUUUGCAGACAGAAAAAAUAGUGCAGAAUGGUAACAAGGGAGGAGCUAAGUAUGCAUCUCCUGUUUUUGAGGUCAAGUCAAGUAGUGUAGACACAAGAAAAUUUGCUUGUGUUCCAUCAAAGUGUUAGGUUAAACAUUUUUUUAGAUUCAAUUGAUGAUGCAAUUUGAUUGACAUAUUCUUGCUACUUGUAAGGAUUACUUGCAUUAUGCUAUGAUAGUUGUCAUUACUCUCA
This is a messenger RNA of Cicer arietinum (chickpea), 925 nucleotides long. RefSeq lists its product as uncharacterized. The record is from RefSeq and is a predicted model, not a curated record. Lineage: Eukaryota; Viridiplantae; Streptophyta; Magnoliopsida; Fabales; Fabaceae.